CGAUGAGUCCGACAGUGUCCCCACCCCAAUUUUUUUUCCCUCGUUAGUGUGUGCUAGUGCGCAGUCAGGACGGACGUGUGUCAAAUCGCUGCAUAUUCCCGCCAAUUACAAUGCUGAAAUCAAAACUAAACGAGGAGGAGAAAAAAGAGAGAAAGAGGUUGAUGGAAAGAAUAAGAAAAGCUAAAAUCAAAAGUGAUCCUGUGUUAAGAGAGCAGCAUUUAAGAAAAGACAGAGAACGCUUAGCUAAAAGAAAGGCAGCUGGACUUAUCCUAACCCGAAGCCAAAUGACUGCACAUGCACGUCGCAAUGCACAAAAGAAAAACCGAAUCAGUGCCCGUGCAUAUUAUCAGCGGAAAAAAAAUAAGGCAAAUGGUGACCGCAACAACCCAACAAGUGUUUCAGAGACCAAUGACGCAGAAUCGCUACCGAAAAAUCAAGAUAAUGAGCCCGGUAUUUCUCAAGAACUAAUAGGACCUCAUAGCCCACGGCUAUUGCGACAGAAUGUUCGAUGUAAUAGUCCUAAUUUGCGUAUUGAUGCCAUAGUAGCGAGUAGUUCCCACUAUUUACGUACAAGCAGUCCCCUAGAUUUAUCAAUAGCAUCUCCUUUACGAACGCCAAGUAUUAGUUCUAUAAAUUCAGAAGAAUCAACAUUACGCCCAAAUAGUCCUAACUUAGACACAUCCUUUAAUACUGUUAAAUUCAAACAAGACAUUAAAAAGAAAUUUCGUAAAUAUCAAAACGUUAAAACUCAGCAAAUACACGAUUUAAGAAAACAAUUGGCAAAGGCUAAUAAAGAGAAACUAAUGUACAAAAAGAGAUACGUGAGACUACAUCAAGAAUUUAAGAAAUUAAAACAGAGUAAUUUAGAAGUGAGACGAAUCCCAACGAAGCCAAAAAAUAUAGACCUGCAAAAACGUAUCCGUAAGAUUGUUGUUCAGUUUUUUGAGGAUGAUGAAAAUUCAAAUCUUUGCCCAGGUAAAAAGGAUACUGUCACACAAAAUGGAGUAAAAAAACAGAAAAGGCUGAUGAAAGACACAAUUAAAAAUUUACACAAAAAGUAUUUGACUUCGGGCUACCCUCCAAUCAGUUACGUCACUUUUACAAGAAUGAGGCCGUUUUGGGUCACGCAGCCAAAAUUAAACUUGAGAAAUACAUGCCUAUGUGAGAAACAUGAGAACAUGGAUCUUGUUAUAUCAUCUUUAAAAAGAAAUCGUAUCAUAAAAGAAAACACCACGACUGAAAUUCUAAGUAGUAUUUGCUGUGAUAUUUUUAAGGUAGAAUGCCUGCAAAGAACAUGUCCUGUCUGUAAGAAUCGUCAUUUAAAUUAUCAAGAAUUUGAUAACUCCAAAGAUGUUAUUUAUUGGAAUUGGAAGAAGAUAAAAAAGAAUUACAAAAAAAAUGGAGUCGAUAAAAUAGCCGUUAAUGUAGAAAAAGUAAAAAUAACCGUUAAACCAUUACAACUAAUCAAAAUAUUUGAAAACAAUCUGAAACCGUUCUUAACACAUUGUAGUAAUAUACGAAAUCAAAGUCAAGCUUUUAAGCACUACAAACAAAACAUGACUGAAAAGGAUUGUGUCGUUCACAUUGACUUUAGUGAGAACUAUAGCUCCAAGUACGGGUCCGAAAUACAAUCUAUGCACUUUGGUGGCAGUCGUCAACAAUUCACAUUACACACUGCUGUAAUUUACUAUAAAAAUAAGGAAGAGAAUAUAACAACUCAAUGUUUCUGCACUAUUAGUUCUUCACUGCGCCAUGAUGCUGCCGCCGUUUGGGCUCACCUUGUUCCAAUAUUAGAAGAAAUUAAACAGGAAGCUCCAAUUGUUCAGAAUCUUAUUAUUAUUUCUGAUUCUCCAUCAGGCCAGUAUCGGAAUAAGAAAAUUUUUUAUAUUAUGUCCCAACUCAGUAUUUACUGCUCUUCUCUGACUAACAUAAUAUGGAACUAUAGUGAAUGUGGUCAUGGAAAAGGUGCGCCAGAUGGAGUAGGUGGGCUACUGAAGCGAACGGCGGAUCGAUUUGUUGCACACGAUGGUGAUAUGAAUAAUAUAGACUCUUUUGUAAACUAUUUAAAAUCUGCUGUCCAAGGCGUGAAAAUUAGUACUGUAGAAGAAUAUGAAGUUGAAGAAAAGGACUGGCUUCUCCCUACAAAUUUGAACACAUUUCGUGGAACAUUGCAAGUCAAACAAGUCAUUUGGACUAAAGAAGCUAAAAAUCGUAUGGUUUUACGUCGACUUUCUUGUAUAGAAGAUGAAUGUAUGAAAUAUGUUGUUAAAUGUUCACAUGGCAAACAUCUAGACUUCCACAAUUUGUCAACCGAACACGAAAUUAAGUCUAAACCUCAACUUUCUACUUCGAGUAAUAAAAAAUCCAGAACUAAAUCCAAAAUAGAUAUCACUAAAAUGCGACCAGUAAAGUUAACUGACAAAUUAAUUUUGUUCCCACAGCCAUCACAUUUAAAGUAUUUUACACCAUCAAAUACAUUAAAAAUCUCGGAAAAUGCGGCACCCAGAUCAUCCUCUUCGACAAAAAUGUCUGAAAAUUUGCUAUUGAACUAUGUAGAUCUUGAUCAAAGUACUCCUGCCUGUUCAUUUUUAGAGAAAAUUGACACGAACAUUUUAGUUGGUUUAGAGGAAUCAACUCAAUUCGUAAAUAAAGAGGAUACGGUAAAAGCAUCUAAUAGAUUUUCAAGUCCUACCGUGGAAGACAGUGACACCGAUGAGGAAAUAUUUAGAAUAAAAUCUAAAAUUAACUUUAAAAAAGAAAAAAAUGAGCCACGUAAACCAACUCCUGACAUCAAACAGAGAUUUAAUUAUAUAUUUGGUUGCAGUGACACUGAUGAUGACUUAUUUUGAUCUGGGCUGAUUUGUUUUUAAAAUUUUUAUUUUUAUUGUUUUUAGUUUUAAUUGAAAAAAAAAGGUUUAAUUGUUGUAACAGAUAAUAAUUAUAAAAGUACGUAAUUAAGUGCUGUGAUUAACUAUAGGUAUACUACAUAGUCUUCUAUGACUUAAAAAUCUAAUUAUGGUGCAAUUUAAUAAAAGUGGAGUAUGAAGACGGUUCAAGUUCUGUAGUGAUUUAUGUUGAACAUUUAAAGGCUGAUUAACAUAAUAACCAAAUUAUACUGACAGAUUUAAUUUAAGUUUUUUUUUUAAGGGUAAAGAUUAUUUGCUAGAUGUAAGAUAUAAGCGAUCUCUAUGUUAUCUAUGAUACUUACGCACUGAGAACAAAGAUUUAAAAAAUAUUAAAUUAAGUGAUAAUUAAAGCUGUGAUUAUUGUAGUGUUGUUAUGAUUAAGGUUAAACUUAAAAGGCUGAUUAAUUAGGUAUAUAAAGUUUUCUUAUAUAAAGUUUCUAUUCUUAGUAUUGUUGAACCUAGAACGCCACAAUGUUUUAAGUGUACACAU
Molecule: messenger RNA, 3396 nt
Organism: Spodoptera exigua (beet armyworm)
Lineage: Eukaryota; Metazoa; Arthropoda; Insecta; Lepidoptera; Noctuidae
Source: the annotation of a GenBank genome assembly